AUGCCAUCUCAACUGGAAGAAUUAGUUUCGUUUUUGCACUCUCCCCAACCUGCUGUUAAGCAAAUUGCCUUAGAUAAUUUAGUCGGUUUUAGUUCUGGUCCAAACGCUGUUAUCUUUAAAUAUGACAACUAUAGAGCUAUUACAGAUCUAAAAGAAUUAGCACAGGAAAAAUCCAAACUUCUGGUUCAACAGUCUGUUACAAUUCUGGUGAAUCUUUGUGAUGACCCUGUGAUGCGUAGACUCAUUGGUAAAGAUCCUGAAUUUAUUGCAUACUUAGCUCGUAAGAUCAUUGAUUUGGAGAACACAUGUGCUGAUAUCAUGUGUAUUUUGCUGUGCAAUUUAGCUAAAGAAGAUACUAUUACAAGUUUAUUUGAUGUAAAGAUUGAUUUAAACAACCUCAAGAAAAAGGCCAAAGAAGUCUUCAAGAGUCCAAAUGCUAUGGAUUGUCUUAUGGACUGUUUUGUAAAGGGUUACGAUAGAAAAUUGAAUGAGUACGCCAAUUAUGAUUAUUUGUCAUAUUUUUUUGCCGACUUGUCUAGAUUCAAAGGAGGUAGAGACUAUUUUAUUCACGAACAAGCUUAUGAUGGUGUCGUUCCGAUCUCUAAAUUACUUGUUUUUACUGAAAAAUAUGAUGCUAAGAUUAGAAGAGAAGGUGUAGCAUCAACUAUUAAAAAUUCUCUAUUUGAUUCUGAAACUCAUGAACGUAUUCUGAAUAAUGAAAGUAUUAACUUAUUACCUUACAUUCUUUUACCAAUAACUAACGCUAAAGAUUCCGAGAUUGAUGAAGAAGAUAUGUUCAAUCUUCCAGAUGAAUUGCAAUUACUACCAGAAGAUAAACAACGUGAUCCCGUGAACUCUAUCAUCUGUAACCAUUUAGAAAGUAUUUUAUUGUUAUGUACAACAAACUCUGGUAGAGAAUAUUUGAGAAGCAAAUCUGUUUAUCCACUAGUUAGAGAAUUGCAUAAAAAUGUGGAAGAUGAGGAUGUUGGUGAACUGUGUUACAGAAUUGUCAAUAUGUUGAUGAGGGGUGAACCAGAAUCUGCAGCAAUUGAAGAAAUGCCAGCUAAAAGUGCCGAUGGGAAACUAUAUGAUGAAAAUGAAAAUACAGCUAGCAAAGAAGAGGAAGAUGAAGAGGAAUCUGAUGAUGAUGAUGACGAAGAAAUGGUAGAAGUAGCAUAG
Maudiozyma saulgeensis is the source of this 1179-nucleotide messenger RNA. NCBI's taxonomy places the organism in Eukaryota, Fungi, Ascomycota, Saccharomycetes, Saccharomycetales, Saccharomycetaceae. The record is from the annotation of a GenBank genome assembly.